Molecule: messenger RNA, 1343 nt
Organism: Cuscuta epithymum
Lineage: Eukaryota; Viridiplantae; Streptophyta; Magnoliopsida; Solanales; Convolvulaceae
Source: the annotation of a GenBank genome assembly
CCGGGAAUCAAUCACUCAACAUUUACAGAUGGAGAAGAAAGCAAGAUUGAGUUCAGCCUUCUUCUUAUGUCUUUUGACUCUUCUUCCAGUUGCAGAAGUGUACAAUGGCGAGAAGAUUGAGGUAUCAUCAUCAUCCCCUACAAAGCUGUUCGUUUUCGGAGAUUCCUAUGCUGAUACAGGCAACAGCCCAGAUACCGACGACUGUUGGAAGGAACCUUACGGCACCACUUUUCCCGGUAGACCUGCCGGCAGAUUCUCCGACGGCCGCGUUCUUACUGAUUUCAUAGCUCAAUAUAUGGGAAUCAAAUCUCCAGUGCCCUAUAGAAGAUGGCAAUUUGGUGAUACAGAUUUACACAAAAAUGGGCUAAAUUUUGCCUAUGGAGGGACGGGCGUUUUCACCACACACCUUGGAGGGCCGAAUAUGACCACUCAAAUAGAUUCUUUCCAACAACUCAUUGAACAAAAUGUCUACACUAAACAUGAACUUCAGACCACUUCUGUUGCUCAUGUCUCCGCGGCCGGGAACGACUAUUCCAAUUUUGGCUCUCAAAAGGACUUAACGUCAUUUAUCAAAUCAAUUGUAAGCCAACUGGUGUUGAAUCUGAAACGCAUAUAUGAACUGGGAGUUAUGAAAAUAAGUGUGGUUGCUGUGCCACCAUAUGGAUGCUUGCCCAACGUUAAUUCACCGAAUGUCUCUAUUGACACAAUCAAUUCAAUUUCGAGGCUUCAUAAUGAAUUGCUAAAGAAAGCUGUGGAGAAACUUAACAAUGAACUUGUUGGUGAUCAACCCAUCUUUGUGAUUCUUGAUCUCUACUCUGCAUUCAUGUCUGCCUUAAACACUCAAGAUAAUCGCACAGGUAAAUCACAAUUUGAGAAUAUGUCUGAAGCAUGCUGUAGAGGCACAACAAGUGAAUAUCGGUGUGGGCACGUUGAUGAAGAUGGAACAAAAAGAUAUGUCGUGUGUAAAGAUCCAAAACGGGCAUUCUUUUGGGAUGGAAUUCAUCCUACUCAACAGGGAUGGAUUUCUGCCUUUUCAAACUUGACAUCUUCCCUCCGCACUCUCCUCGUCUCUCAUGGCCGAUCAUUGCAUGCGGUUUUUUAAGUGUCACUUUUGGACAUGCUUCACCAUUCAGAAAACUUUUCUAAUAAUAUGAUGAGUUCAUAACUCUAUAUAGAGUGAGAAGUAUGAUAUGUGUGGUUUUGGUUUCUCCUUAUUUGAAAUGCAAUUUUCACCUAUAUAUCUAGUGAUUUUCACCUCGUGCAUUAAGCAAACAAUACUACAACAUGAGUAGACAUAUGAAACCGGAGUUUUAAAAAACAGGGAAUAUUCCCUCAAAAAAAAU